Molecule: messenger RNA, 2387 nt
Organism: Pelobates fuscus (common spadefoot toad)
Lineage: Eukaryota; Metazoa; Chordata; Amphibia; Anura; Pelobatidae
Product: G-protein coupled receptor family C group 5 member C-like
Exons: 5
Coding region: 218-1522 (434 amino acids)
Biological process (GO): G protein-coupled receptor signaling pathway
Cellular component (GO): signaling receptor complex; intracellular membrane-bounded organelle; plasma membrane
Molecular function (GO): G protein-coupled receptor activity; protein kinase activator activity
Source: RefSeq, a predicted model, not a curated record
AGAAGGAGGAGGAGAGAGGGAGAGAGAUGAACUGUCACACCGAGCACAGAUUAAACAGAAACCUCUCAGCUACAGACACAAACCCCUUCCCCCUGCCCAAAACUAGACUCCUUACCCCUCCUUGCUCAUUCCACAAAUCCUCCACUUCCUAAUCUGUGCUUCACCUGGAUUUACUCACAUUAACUGGAGAAAGUCUGCAGAGCUCCCAGAUCAAACCAUGAAUUUUCAAUCAGCAUGGCCAUGCCCAGCCUGGGCCGUUAUGACCUCCUUGUGGGUUAUUUUGAGUUUUUCAUCGUUAAGCAAUGCUCAGACCACCACAGCAGUUCCUUCUGGAUGUGGGCAAGGUUUAGAUCCAAUUUACUACUAUCUCUGUGAUCUCUCUUCUGCCUGGGGUAUUGUGUUAGAGGCCAUUACCAGCGCUGGCAUUGUGUCUUCUUUCAUCCUUAUCAUCGUCUUAGUAGCCAGUACGCCUUUCAUUCAGGAUCCGAGGAAGAAAAGCAUACUUGGGACUCAGAUCUUCUUCCUAGUGGGAACAACUGGACUUUUCUGCUUAGUCUUUGAUAUAAUUGUCAAACAGAACUUCUCCACUUGUGCAUCACGGAGGUUCCUAUUUGGAGUUUUCUUCGCUAUGUGCUUCUCCGCCUUGUGGUCGCAUGGAAUCAGCCUCAAUUGCCUUGUGCGAAGAAACAGAGGACCCAAUGGCUGGUGGGUGUUUUUGAUUGCUCUCUGUCUUACACUGGUCGAGGUUAUUAUCAACACAGAGUGGCUUAUUAUCACCAUUGUGCGCACAGCCAGUACACUGGGACAACCAUGCGCUAUUGCCAAUCAGGACUUUGUUAUGGCGUUAAUCUAUGUCAUGUUCCUCAUUCUGGCUGGGUUUGUGACUGCCUGGCCAGCAUUUUGUGGCCGCUAUGGUCACUGGGGCAAGCACGCCAUCUUCAUUCUGAUCACCCUCUUCCUGUCCAUCUGCAUUUGGAUAGUGUGGAUUGUUAUGUACGUAUAUGGGAAUAUUCAGCUCAACAAAUCUUCGUACUGGGAUGACCCCACGUUGGCCAUUGCUCUGGUCUCUAACGCCUGGGCUUUUAUCUUCUUCUAUAUAAUCCCGGAGAUCUCUCAGUUGACCAAGCCCAAUCUGGAACAGACAUUUGAGGAGGAAGGAUACCAAGCUCGUGGUGUGGGCUAUGAAACCAUCUUAAAAGAACAGAUUUCCCAAAGCAAUUAUGUAGAGAACAAAGCCUUCUCCAUGGAUGAGCCAGCCGGUGCAGCAAAAAAGCCCAUGUCCCCUUACAGCGGCUAUAACGGGCAGAUGCGAGGCAGUGUCUACCAGCCCACGGAGAUGGCAAUUAUGAACAAGAAUACGUCGGAGGGUCCGUACGAUGUUAUAAUUCCCCGAGCAACUGCCAACACUCACCCAGCUUCUAGUGCAAAUGCAACCAUACGGGCUGAUGAUGCUUAUGUGCCACACAACAGAAAUAAUGCAUCCAAUAACAUACAGUCUCAAUCGCCAUACACCAAGUGGUGAAAUCCCACCAACUACGCCAAUUGUCGAAAUCCGUGAUGGGCCCUCUCUUACUUUAUGUACAAACCAUGUUGGCAAGGGUGCCGAAACUGGGGGCACCGUGCUGUACUAACCUAUAGGACUUCAUUAUUCUCCAGCUGAUUAUCUUUGAUACAAUAUUUUCCUAACAUGUCAAAUUAUGGGUUACUGAUGGCUGUUUAUCAUAAGGACUUCUCGAGCACUGUUUAAAUGUUACUGUUUUUGAUACAGACUGAGAUCUAGCAUUUAAUAUCAACAUUCUAAAUCAAUACUGAUACAUUCAAUUCUAUGUACAAUCAGCCUUAAAGUUACAAACAAAUCGUUAACUAGUAAACACAGUACCGGCCCCUGGCAGAGUCACAUUUAGUGAUAUGAAGUCUUUAUGACGUUACAUUAUGCAGCUGUACUGAGUUACACACUUUGCACAAAUGCCUUUAAAUUAAAAAGGUUUAUUUUCAUGCCCCUCUGGUAGUAAGAGGGUAAAAUGCUGCUCCCCUAUGCUACUGAAUCUUUAGUGUCUUUCGUACAAAUCAGUCCUAUAAGUCCUUAGAUUUCACCUGUAUGUCAGCUACAGCUCCCCUCCCAAGUGCAGAGUCAAGUAAGGUAUAAAUUUAUAUUUUUGUGUAUAUUUUAUUUACAUAACUUUGUAUAUAAAGAUUAUUGUUUUUACACUUUGUGUGUGUGUGUGUGUGGAUGUGUUGUGUUUUGCAUGAGUGCGCUUGUCCUGUCUCUAAAGAGUAACCUGUCACUUCCUAGGAAUUAUAACAUUGUGUUUAUUGAUUCACUAUAUUUAAAACAUUAUUAUGUGGUUGUGAAGUCAGAAAAAUAAAAUUAAAUGUUGAAAUCUUCA